Molecule: messenger RNA, 3412 nt
Organism: Owenia fusiformis
Lineage: Eukaryota; Metazoa; Annelida; Polychaeta; Sabellida; Oweniidae
Source: the annotation of a GenBank genome assembly
CUGAAGAUACUAUAUGCUCCCCAUAUGAGACAAAUCUUCCAGUGACACCACAUGUCAAUUAAUUGCUCUUGUUCAUGCGUGUAAUUUGAUUUAAUGCUGGGUUCUGAUUGACAUCAGUAACCUCCAUUAUUUAACUACCAAUAUUGCUAAUGGGGUAUGCUUUUUUCAGGAACCUGGAACUCUGUAUAAAAAGAGGCUCUGUUUCUCACUUCGUAGUUUGUCGACAGUUGAUGUCAUGGGAGUUAGUCAUCAUGCUAAUCUCAGACCAAACCAUACGUACCAGUGGGCCUCUGUAAUAAUUAAUGAUCGAAAGGAGGCCUAUGAUGGCGCUGGCGAAAGACACACUUGCGUAACAUACCAUUAGGUUUCGCAUAGCAGCCAUGCCACAGUAAAGGGGGCAACUAGUAACAUGGUCCAUAUUUCAUUUUAUACAGAUGAUAUGGAAGACGAUAUUUGAAGACGACAAUAGAAUUAAAAGAAAACAUUACACGAUCAGUUUGAAAACCUCGUCGAGGAACUAAACAGUAGCUCGUGUCUAGAAAUAGUUUAUGAGAAAAGGAUGCAACGGGUUGCUGACGAUCCCCGCCACAAUAUGAUAAAAGGACCGGGAAAUAACGUUGCAGAUAUCAAUGCUGCAUCAUGUGCAGCUGGAAUCAAUGAGGGGUUGGGUCCAAAUGAAGCUAAUGAACAUAUCUAUGCAGAUGUUGUAGUGGAAAUCAAAAUAAACACUUUGGAAGAACCCAGUAAGAAAGAACCCCUCCAUGCUAUGGCUACUGCUUCUUCAAAUCCAGCAAGUACGGAAGAUCGAGCAAAUGGUACAAUUGAUUCCAACGAGAUUUCAAAUGCAGAAUCGAAAGGCCGUAACGUCGCUUUCAAUCUCCCAUUGACAGCUGGUAUUGAAGAAACCCGUAACGUUAGCGCAAAGGAUCAGCCCAACGAUUCAAUGAGAAAGAAGGUGAGCUCCACAUUGUCGGAAUAUGCUGAGAUGGCAUCUGUUAAUGGACCAAAACGUAUAGUUCGAGCAAAAAGUAGACCGUCGAUGGUUGCAUGGAGUGUUAUAUUUCUUGGAGUGGUUUGCAUGGCGGUGUACCUUAUAGUUGGUGUUGUCGUCAAAUAUUACACAUAUCCCAUACAAGAUGGCAUAACUAUCAAAACACAGCCACUAGCUUUUCCAGCUGUAACACUGUGCCCUUUCAUACCAAACUCUAUGUCUGAUUUGAAAAAAGCGUUACGCUCAAAAGAAGCCAAGCUACCAUUUGCAAAUUUAUUAGGGGAUAAAAUAACAGAAACAAUGAUAAGAUAUCAUAUAAGCGCAGUGCAUACACGAAAUAUGUACGAAUUCUCCAUCAAUCCAGAAACCUUCGGACUUUUAAAAUUCAAUGGUACAGAUAUUAACAUGAAGAAGAUAUUUCAGUUACGCGAGGCAUUGCGUUCAAGUGGAUGGUUAGUGGAAAACGUUCCGAUAAAUGACUUCAGUAGAAAUUUGCUUAAGCAAAUCAAAUCCAAAGACUUCAUCAUGGAAUGCACCUAUAAUGACAAGGCGUGUGAUGAUCUGAUAGACAUAUCGAUAUCAAACACAGUAUAUGGACGCUGUUUUACAUUAAACGUUAAUGAGUCCAUCGGAUAUGUUCAGGAGGUUGGGCCGGACAAGGGACUUGUGCUGCUCCUUUAUACGGGCCGUCAUAACCCACUUCAAAGAAUUGGUAUGGGAAAUGGUGGCUAUGAGUUUGAAUCUAAAUAUGCUGAACCAAGCGAUGGUGUUAAGGUUGUUGUUCACAAGCCAGGGACAAUGCCAAGACCAUACAGCGAUGGGUUUUUCGUCACUCCCGGCAGACUUGCCGCAGUCGGAAUAACCCAAUCUGAGCGAACACGACUUCUGCCACCACAUGGCGAAUGCACUGAUGCAGUUUUCAAUACGAACACAACAUAUAAAUAUACAUACGAGAUAUGUGUAGACCAAUGCAUACAGGAAAGAAUCAAGGAGAACUGUGGGUGUGUUUCUCCUAUGUUCCCAGUCCCUAAAGAUCACGAUUUUAAAAGAAUUCAAUAUUGUGGAAAUAUAUCUGACAUAUUCAAGUCUUAUAACGAUAAUGAAACGAGUGCUGAGCUUUCUAUGUUUAGCGUUCUGUUAGAGUAUACGGAACGUCUGCAUGCUUCAGAAAAGGGAGAUUUUGAACAUUACAUCGACACAAUUUUGUCAACGCCAGAGCUGAGAAAGCAGUUGGCAAAUACUGUUGAUGAAAUAAUAGCGAGAUUGCAGUGCGAAAAUCAUUGGAUGAUAUCUGACAAAGACUCCUGCAAAUGCAAACGACAGUGUAAAGAAAAUGAGUACACUCAUCUGAUCAACACCAUUCCGUGGCCUGAGAAAAGUGUCGUUGAUACCGGAGGACACAGAGGGUUCGUAAAGUUCUUUCAGAAACAUAAACAUUUUGAAACUCUUAUGCAUAAUCUCGUAGGACUUACACGUGAAAUAGGUGAUCUACAUUUUUAUCGACAGAGUCAAAUUGAAAAUAUGUUGCGCGGAGAGAAAUCUGAAUUCAGGAACACUGCAGAGGCGUUAGUAGCUUUGAUUCUAACCACGAGAUUUGACUUUAUGAAUGAGCUGUUUCUUUACACAGAAAAUUUUCAGAACGUCUACGGAAUAUCAUCGUUCACAAUUGCUACAUAUCUGGAUAAAUUCAUUGACACAAAUUUUUUGAAACUGAACAUUCAUUUUGAAUCAUUAGAUGUUAGGGUUGUCUACGAAGAAAGGACCUACACAUAUGCCAGUGUAAUAAAGGACAUAGGCAAUGUAUUCGGCUUCUACCUGGGAAUGUCAGUAUUCUCUGUGAUGGAGGCGGUUUUCAUGAUUUGCCUUCUGAUAAAACUGGUAAUAUGUCAAAUGGUAAGAUCGGAAGAGAAUGAUGAUGACAACAUUGGCGAGCAACAUAUCAAGGGCACAGAUGAUAUUGAUUAAGUCAUUGUCGUUCUAGAGAAGUUUGUUACGUCAACAAUGAAGAUUUUGACUUGUCUUUAUUGCUAGUAAUAUGUCAAAUGGGCAAAGAUGAUAUUGAUUAAGCCAUUGUCGUUCUAGAGAAGUUUGUAACGUCAAGAAGUUUGUAACGACUUGUUUUUAUUGCUGGAAUAGAAACACUAAAUCCAAGACGCAGCAAAUCCCAUCGAACAGACAAGGCUGCUAUUUUUACAAAUUUCCUCUACUACUCUUUAAGUUAUAGUAAAGUCGUAAAAUAACACAAAAUGCCCACUAUUUUUCAAAAUAGUCGCUCACUAGCAAAAUUGUCAUAAGAAACUGUAAUAUGCCUUUUAGUUGGCACAUAUAAAAUUUCAACAAAAUUGCUCCCUUAUAGUAAAAACGUAAAAUAAACAAGGGGUCGUUUUCUGAAAUGGCCUACCACUAGCCAAAGUGGCAUGC